Messenger RNA from Daucus carota subsp. sativus, 1090 nucleotides. RefSeq names its product chlorophyll a-b binding protein CP26, chloroplastic. Gene Ontology annotation, biological process: response to light stimulus; photosynthesis, light harvesting in photosystem I. The coding region runs from base 145 to 1008 and encodes 287 amino acids. The transcript is spliced from 6 exons. NCBI's taxonomy places the organism in Eukaryota, Viridiplantae, Streptophyta, Magnoliopsida, Apiales, Apiaceae. Gene Ontology annotation, cellular component: chloroplast thylakoid membrane; plastoglobule; chloroplast envelope. The record is from RefSeq and is a predicted model, not a curated record.
AAGUUGAAUCCUAGGUGUCAAGUCCACAUCCACCAGAAAAACCAUUUAGUCCCCUGCUCUUCACCACAAUUUCAUUAACACAUUACACUCUUCUUGCAUUGCAAACAGAUUCUACACUUGCCGGCAACUCAUCAGAAUCAGACAAUGGCUUCCUUAGCAGCAUCCACUGCGGCAGCCUCCAUCGGAGUGUCGGAAAUGCUAGGGAACACCCUCAACUUCUCCUCCAGGACAGCUCCAUCUGCAUCAAGCCCUGCAACCUUUAAAACGGUUGCUCUUUUUGGUAAGAAGGCUGCUCCUCCACCAAAGAAGGCUGUUGUUGCUGCCCCCGAGUCCGAUGAACUCGCCAAGUGGUAUGGUCCUGAGAGGAGAAUUUUCUUGCCAGAAGGUCUGUUGGACAGAUCUGAAAUUCCUGAGUACCUAAAUGGAGAAGUUCCUGGAGACUACGGAUAUGAUCCUUUUGGCCUUGGCAAGAAACCAGAAGACUUUGCUAAAUAUCAAGCAUAUGAGCUUAUCCAUGCUCGCUGGGCGAUGCUGGGAGCUGCUGGUUUCAUCAUCCCAGAGGCGUUCAACAAAUAUGGAGCUAACUGCGGCCCUGAAGCUGUUUGGUUCAAGACCGGAGCUCUACUCCUUGACGGAAACACACUGAAUUACUUUGGAAAGAACAUUCCCAUUAAUCUUGUACUUGCUGUUGUUGCUGAGGUUGUUCUUCUUGGUGGCGCAGAGUACUACAGGAUCACCAAUGGCUUGGAUUUGGAGGACAAACUUCACCCCGGAGGUCCAUUUGAUCCAUUGGGACUAGCAGAUGACCCUGAUCAGGCUGCACUUCUGAAGGUGAAGGAGAUCAAGAAUGGAAGACUUGCAAUGUUUGCGAUGCUCGGAUUCUUUAUACAAGCUUAUGUAACUGGAGAGGGACCUGUGGAGAACCUUUCAGCUCAUUUGAGUGAUCCCUUCGGCAACAACUUGCUUACUGUCAUUGGAGGAGCCGCAGAACGAGCCCCUACUCUUUGAGUUGUUUUUUCUAGCUUGUACUCUGGAAAAUCCCAAAUGUACUGUACAAUUUAUUGUGGCAUUUAAAGGCAAUUAACCAUCA